This is a messenger RNA of Diaporthe amygdali, 243 nucleotides long. RefSeq lists its product as uncharacterized. The transcript is spliced from 3 exons. The record is from RefSeq and is a predicted model, not a curated record. Bases 1 to 243 code for a protein of 80 amino acids. NCBI's taxonomy places the organism in Eukaryota, Fungi, Ascomycota, Sordariomycetes, Diaporthales, Diaporthaceae.
AUGGAAAUAUGCAAUAGGAAGCGGGGUGAUGAGGGUAUGGGGCCGAAGAUCGAGACAAGUCUGGGCAUGGGCGAGACUCAGGCAAAGCAGGCAGUGAAAGUGAAACCCAUCUACCUCCAAGCACUCUCGUGUAACACAGCCAAGGAAUGCGGAGUUGGAGGAAUGCGGAUCCUGCCUGUGAACGUGAAAAAGGAUGGUCAGCGUAAGCAAUAUCACCUGCGUCUCUCAGUCAUGGGCCGUUGA